AUGUCGUCAAACAACUCUUCAUCUCCCACCGACGCCAAUGCCAAGGAGAAUGAAAUGUCCGGCAUCAGCAUGGUCACUGCAACCGCCUACCUCCGCAAACUACAGCACGAGACGCCGCCCGAAGAAUUUAGAAAGAUGCUGGACGACAUGGCAAGGGAACGCCAAGCUUCUCCCGAGGAACGACUUCGCAAGAAAGAAGCCAGGGCCCUGUUAGUGGCAGCGCGGAAGAGAGCGGAAGCCCAUCGCGAGGAGCGGAGGGCUCAAAGAGAGCGGGACUUUGAGGCAGGAAACCUGCGACAUCGAUAUCGAGCUUGA
Colletotrichum abscissum is the source of this 315-nucleotide messenger RNA. RefSeq lists its product as uncharacterized. Bases 1 to 315 code for a protein of 104 amino acids. The transcript has a single exon. The record is from RefSeq and is a predicted model, not a curated record. NCBI's taxonomy places the organism in Eukaryota, Fungi, Ascomycota, Sordariomycetes, Glomerellales, Glomerellaceae.